CCGACAUUUCCGAGUAGCACUGGAAGGCGCCACACCGGGCUGUGUUGUCAGGGUAGUGUGUUUGUGUGUGUGUGUCGAGCAGGAAAAAUGGCCGGGAUUAAAGCUCUCAUCAGCCUUUCCUUCGGAGGGGCCAUCGGCCUCAUGUUCCUCAUGCUUGGAUGUGCCCUCCCUGAUUAUAACAGAUACUGGCCUUUGUUCCUCCUCUUCUUCUACAUCCUCUCUCCCAUCCCGUACUGCAUCUCGCGGAGGGUGGUCGACGACACAGACUCCGCCAGCAACGCCUGCAAAGAGCUGGCCAUCUUCCUCACGACGGGCAUCGUCAUUUCAGCCUUCGGCCUGCCCAUCGUCUUCGCCAGAGCCGAUGUUAUCGCCUGGGGGGCGUGUGCGCUCGUGCUAACGGGGAACAUAGUCAUCUUCGGGACCAUCCUGGGCUUUUUCGUGGUCUUCGGAUCCAACGACGACUUCAGUUGGCAGCAGUGGUAAAAGAGCAGAGGGCCGGGGCGGGGCGGGGGGGGGACCUUAGUCGGAACUGUUUUUAUUAGCAUUGCAAUGAUUAUUAAUAUUAUUAUUAUUAUUAUUAUGGUAUUACUGUUUGGUUCUUGUUGUUGUUAUUUAUAUGACGACCACCCAUCCAUAGACUCACACCAAACCAGUGCAAUACUUUAUGUUGUUUUUUAUUAUUAUUAUUAUUAUUAUUAUUUCACCGCCUGCAGUUUUGAACUGAUACAAGUAGGAUGGAAAACUUUUUAAGUUUUGCGCUCUGACUUCCGUGUUGUGAGUCCUCGUUCCGUGUGCCCUUCGUUCAUCUGAGGCUCCUUUGUGUUAUCUGUGAAGAAGAAGAAGAAGAAGAAGAGUGAAGGAUGAGAGUUGCAUGAAGAGCAAUGUGCUGGUCUGAUGGAAAAAUCUGCACAAUAUGAGCUCAAAUUUCACCACAAGGCUAAAAAAAAAAAGUUCACGUUUUUGGGUUCAAACAGUCUCAUCGUCUCAUUAAAGGGUGAAACUUCAGCUGAUAUGAUGCAGAUUUGAGUCUGACGACGUGACCGACACUAAAGCUGUGAAGGUUUUUUUCCUCGUGGAAGUGCAGGGCUGUUACACGUGGUUUAAAUAUUCCCCCAAAUCACACAAAUUGAGGAGCAGCGUGCGAGGAUUCGUUCCCUUCACCACAUCUGCAGAGAUCAAAUUAAACCGACGUAGCGAUUUCCCCCCCCCCCCAAGGUGCCGACGAGAGGAUGCAGGCCGCUCGUCAUUAUCACCACAUAGCUCUCACCUCACCGUACGUACGCCUUCUCCUCCUCGUUAGGUCAAGGAAACACGGUAAAAGCCUCUAGCGGCGGCCGGCUAGCGUAGGAUUAGCUCGAGGACAAGCAGCCUCGUUGGAAACUUGGCCUAUAAGACCUGCGCUACGUCUUAUCCACUCAGUCACUUACAGCCUUUUUUUAAGCUUUCAAAUGUGACUCCUUCAAAGUAAAAGAAUCCCGGAGGCAGUGCUCGGGCGUUAUCUAAGCACAUUAGGUCCAGAUCUGGUGGCACGCACGCUGCUGCAUUUCCUCACACCAGCAUUUCCAGGAUAUAUUAAAAAUAGAAAAAAAAUAAAUAAAUAAAAAAAAGCAGAAAUAAUAUAAUGUUUAACUUCCGUAUUUUCUGGCUGUGCGUUGGUUCAAGGUCGGAUUAACUGCAUUAAUGAAAGAUAAAACAAAGCUGUCUUGUUAAAACACUGGUGUGUUGAGUUGGUUUUUACAUUUUGUCCUUUUUUUUUUCUGUUUGAAAACGAGCUCUGUAACAAAACAAAAAAAAAAGUUUGUUUAAAAUGCGUCCUACCAUUACAAGAAUAAAGUGUUUUAGUCCUAGAAGGUUCUUCCUCCUUGCACAGUGGGUUCCCAGCUAAAGUAUUUACACAUUUUGUCCCACAAAUAAAUACGUUUUCUGUAUUUUAUUUUUAAUUUUUUUGCAGAAAAUUCAAUUUGUCUUAGAGAAUCAGUUUCUUAUUUUGGGGAAUAUGGAUGGAGGUAAAAACGAUGUAGAAUAAAGACUGGAAAUCGGGGAAACAGUUUAUUAAGUCGACACAAACAGACAGUUUGUGUUUUUUUUAAGUGAGUUUCCUGCUUUAACUGUAAAACAGACGAAUCAAACAUGGAAAUCUGUGAAUUUAAGAGAAACUGUGAUUUUAUUUUAUUUGCUUUGAAAUUAGAUGUUUCCCCUGUUUUUCCAGCCUUUUAUAAAACCAAACCCUGAGACAAAAUACAAUUAAAAUAAUGAAAACAUGUACAGAGGAGGAGGAAAGCACUGGAAAUCCUACGAGGAACCCGCUAAACACCACUGUCAAUUAAAACGAACGCUGCGGACGUUCAGCAUUGAUUGUAUUUAAGGUCUUUUAUUUUCCAUUUAUUUUAUUUUUUAAAAACGUAACCUGUGUUCAAUAAGCUACUACUGACUUGAUUUGUGAAUCCGAACAAAGUUACUGGGUGUGUUGAGGUCGGAAUGAGCCGUGAACGUCUGUAUAUGUUGAAUUUUAAGCUGAAUAUGUCAAAACGUUUUUCUAGUCUGGUGCGAUUCCUUCUGAUGUUACGCUUUCUGGUGUGUAGCUGUGGGAUGGGGAUUCAUUUUAUUUUAUUUUAUUUUUUUUCUUCGUUGUAUUUAUUUAUUUUGUGGGGGGCGCUUUGUGUUAAUGUCCAUUUUCUAUCUACAACUAUUGAGUUAAAAGAUGCAGAAGUCAGCAUGGUGGUUCCUUUUUAUUUUUAAAUAAACGCCAUUUUUGAACAUC
This is a messenger RNA of Mugil cephalus (flathead mullet), 2761 nucleotides long. It is a transcript of the gene leprotl1, whose product is annotated as leptin receptor overlapping transcript like 1. Gene Ontology annotation, biological process: negative regulation of growth hormone receptor signaling pathway; late endosome to vacuole transport via multivesicular body sorting pathway. Gene Ontology annotation, cellular component: endosome. Bases 88 to 483 code for a protein of 131 amino acids. NCBI's taxonomy places the organism in Eukaryota, Metazoa, Chordata, Actinopteri, Mugiliformes, Mugilidae. The record is from RefSeq and is a predicted model, not a curated record. The transcript has 4 exons.